Molecule: messenger RNA, 2604 nt
Organism: Oryzias latipes (Japanese medaka)
Lineage: Eukaryota; Metazoa; Chordata; Actinopteri; Beloniformes; Adrianichthyidae
Gene: plaa
Product: phospholipase A2-activating protein
Biological process (GO): proteasome-mediated ubiquitin-dependent protein catabolic process; ubiquitin recycling
Cellular component (GO): cytoplasm; nucleus
Molecular function (GO): ubiquitin binding
Source: RefSeq, a predicted model, not a curated record
AUUUUAACUUCCGCUAAUACUUGUAGCAGCUCGGUGACAACGCUAGCUAGCUUUACACUACAAAAGUAGUUUCAUUUCAUUUUAAUGUUGACACAAAAUGAGUUCCACUAACAUAUAUAAACUGAGAUGUUCCAUCCCGGGACACGAGAUGGACGUAAGAGGAGUCGCACCAGCUGCUUUUCCGGAUGGAGCCUUCGUGUCUGUGUCCAGAGACCGAACCGGAAGAGUCUGGGUCCCGAACUCAAGCCCAGAUAGAGGUUUCUCUGAGAUGCUAUGUAUGGCUGGCCAUUCAAACUUUGUAUCGUGCGUGUGCAUCAUUGCCCCCAGUGAAACAUAUCCCCGUGGACUGAUUGCCACUGGUGGAAACGAUAAUAUCAUUUGUAUUUUCUCACUGGACCGACCACAGCCUCUAUAUACUCUCCAGGGUCACAAAAAUACAGUUUGCACUCUGUCCUCUGGGAAGUUCGGGACACUUCUGAGUGGUUCAUGGGACACCACGGCUAAAGUGUGGCUUAAUGAAAAGUGCAUGAUGACUUUGCAAGGACACACUGCAGCCGUGUGGGCAGUGUUGAUCUUACCCGAGCAAGGCCUCAUGCUUUCUGGAUCAGCAGAUAAGACCAUAAAGCUUUGGAAGGCUGGCAGAUGUGAGCGGACAUUUACAGGUCAUGAGGACUGCGUUAGGGGACUAGCAGUGAUCAGCAGCACAGAGUUCUUCUCCUGCAGCAACGACACAAGUAUCAGGAGGUGGCUGGUGACGGGCGAAUGUGUGCAGGUCUACUACAGUCACACCAACUACAUCUACAGCUUAGCCGUCUUCCCUAAUAGCCAAGAUUUUAUAAGCACAGGGGAAGACCGGACUUUACGGAUAUGGAAGCAAGGAGAGUGCUGUCAGACUAUUCGUCUGCCUGCGCAGUCUGUCUGGUGCUGCUGCAUUCUUCCUAAUGGGGACAUAGCAGUCGGUGCGAGCGACGGCAUUAUUCGGGUUUUCACGCACGCUGAGGACCGCAUGGCGAGCGCAGAGGACCUGCAGGCCUUUGAGGACGAGCUCUCCAAAACCACUAUUGACCCCAAAACAGGAGACCUUGGGGACAUCAAAAUGGAGGACCUGCCUGGAAGGGAACACCUCAAUGAGCGUGGGAAUCGCGACGGACAGACGAGGUUGAUCAAAGACGGACAGAAGGUGGAAGCGUAUCAGUGGAGUGUCAGCGACGGCCGCUGGAUGAAAAUCGGAGACGUAGUCGGAGGCUCAAACCAGCAAACAUCCAAGAAUGUGACGUAUGAAGGAAAGGAGUACGACUACGUUUUCACCAUCGACGUGAACGAGGGUGGGCCGUCCUUUAAGCUUCCUUACAACGUGACCGAGGACCCCUGGCUGACGGCGCACAACUUUCUACAGAAGAACGACCUCAGCCCCAUGUUCCUCGACCAGGUGGCUAACUUUAUCAUUGAAAACACCAAAGGCCACGUGGUGGGACCAGCUCCGCCUGCCGGUGGCGACCCAUUCACUGGAGGAGCUCGAUAUAUUCCCGGCUCGUCUAAUGACAGAGACAGCGCUGGAGCAGAUCCCUUCACGGGGGCGGGUCGGUACAUCCCAGGGUCGGGCACCAACACAAGUGCUCCUGUUGGUGUGGCUGACCCAUUCACUGGAGGAGGAGCUUACUCUUCAGCAGCUCUGAGACAAACGUCCACCAACAUCUACUUCCCCAAGACGGAUGGCGUGACGUUUGACCAGGCCAAUGCCUCCCAGAUCAUCUCCAAGUUGAAGGAGCUGAAUGGAGGAGCCCCUCCAGAACACAAGCUCUCUGAGGAAACUGUAGAAAGCCUGGAGAGACUGCUGCUAGCGUGUGGAGCCAACUCUUCUGAAUUUCCACUCACUAUUCAGGACAUCAACCUGCUGUGGAAGGCUUCACACUUGCCUGAAGACAUAGUCUUCCCCGUCCUGGAUAUUAUGAGGCUGGCGGUGCGCCAUCCGCAGGUUAAUGAGAAUCUCUGUGGAGAAGCAGAGGGAGUCCAACUGUGCAACCACCUGCUGAGCCUAAUGAGGCCCGAGGGCCGUCCUGCCAACCAGAUGCUAGCUCUGCGGACUCUGUGCAACUGCUUCAGCGGAAGGCACGGCCGCGCUCUCCUCAUGGCCCAGCGGGAGACGGUGCUGUCGCGCGCUGCCGACUUGGCCGCCGUCUGCAAUAAGAACAUCCACGUCGCCCUGGCCACUUUGGUGCUCAACUACGCCGGCUGCCUGCACAGUCAGCCCGAUCUGGAGGCCAAGGCGCAGUGCCUGUCUGUGGCCAGCAGGGCGCUGGAGACGGUGCAAGACAAGGAGGCUAUUUUCAGGCUGCUGGUGGCCUUAGGAACCACUGUGUUCUCAGAUCAGACAGCCCGGGACUUAGCACGCUCUUUGGGCGUCAACUCUCAGAUUUCCAAAUUCUCUUCAGUUUCUGAUCCCUCCAAAGUGGGCGAAUGCUGCCAGCUGGUUUUAAAAGAACUGCAAUGAUAAGAAACACAAGAAAUGUUUGUUUCUACCGCUCUGUUUUGCAUAAUCACUUGUUGUGAGGAAUGAAAAACUUAAAUAUGAUCUGCAAUAAAAAAAAAAAGGAUGAAUGAUAA